Messenger RNA from Heterocephalus glaber (naked mole-rat), 648 nucleotides. NCBI's taxonomy places the organism in Eukaryota, Metazoa, Chordata, Mammalia, Rodentia, Bathyergidae. The record is from RefSeq and is a predicted model, not a curated record.
AUGAAGGACUCUGUGCUCUUGUGUGGGUCCCUCCUCCUCUCUCUGUUGGUUUGGAAAUCUUGUGGACUUGAACCAGCAGUGACUUCAAUGUGUACUGAGGAUUGGUUGUUAGCCAGAAUGAAAAGAUGGCCCUUUGAUAAUGGCACAGAAGUUAGAACUGAAGAUAUACACCUGGGAGCCAACUCUUCCGUCACAAGGGUGUUAUCACUCAGCUAUGAGUUUUCUUAUCCUGUCACUUCUUGUGGGAUCAAUAAAAUUGUGUUCCAAAAGAACGACGUUUUCCUGUUAUCUGAGAUCCAGUACAGAUCAGCACAGGGCGGUACCCGUACAUUUCAGGUGUUUUGCUUGGCAAAGAGGGUUAGAUUCUCAUCCGUGGUGCCGUUUCGAAUGAGAGGGGAUACUGUCAACCCCCCGAGUGGUAACUCUCAAAGGACAAAAGAAGAAAAUCAGCCGCCAGUUUUCAGACAAAGUAAUGUACGUGAGCCUAGCUUUGUCUGUUUUAACAAGGACAGACUACCUGGGAAUUACUGGGUUGAUAACGUCUGCAGUACGACUUCCUCUCCCCCGCCAAGAUGCAGAAGCCAAGUAGUUCAGAGCUGCCUGGGGCCUUGUUUCAGAAAUGUUCUUGUUCAGUGUGAUCGAAGAUGA